ACCUAUGUUGGUGUAUUUUGUGUUCGAUAUGGCCUCUCGUAGCAGGAAAAGGAAUUAUGCUACUUUAUCAGCCGUUGGAUAUAAGCAACGAGUGUGUAUUCUCCACAAGUCUGAGAUACGAUUUAUCUUUCGGAAUGGGAUUGUCUGAUACCAUUUCUUUGCUUUUUAGAACAAUAGACGAAAUAGACUACCAAUGCCGUGUAGAUAUAGUCACAGAUCAAAGCAAAGGUGUCUACCUGUUGUUAGUCAUAAAGUAUCCCAAUUCACUAGGGGUGAGCUGCGAAAUCAAUCCGAAUGCCUUCGCAGUGUUCAAAAAGGAGCAUUGUAUAAGGAUCUGCGACCAAGUGGAAUAUAAAAAGUAUCCGUCAAAAUUACUUAAAUUGUAUAUGACGGGUAGAGUGCGUUUUCGGUUUGUGAGUAACAGUAGCGUCAACGCCGAUAUCAACGCCCAUUCUUACUUAGUUACCGCCACAUCCGCGCGUCUUGAAGGAAAUAACUCGUGCAGAGCUAAUGAAACCAAAUGUGCUAUUGAAGGAAAGAUAUUUUGUUUCACCGGCGGAGUGGCUUGUGACGGAAUUGAAAACUGCGGUCUCGCUGCAUGGUAUGAUGAGAGAGUUUCCGAGUGCGUCAGAAAACGAGAAACCCUUAGCAUCGCUCCUAUAAUAGCUGUGAUUGCUUUGAUUUUUUGUUCCUUGUUGACCGUAACACACGUUGUGAUGAAAUGCAUCCCGUCCGUCGCCGGCGCCUUCUUUAUUUACAAUGCGAAUGAAGACAACAGGUUCUGCUUAAACCCCGUGUUUAUAUCGCCUGAAGGAGCUGUCGUUGAAAAUGAGGAACGGAAACUUUCUAUCAUACCGGCGUUGGAGACAAGUUCAUCAUCGAUUGACUGCGAUUCAGAAGAUUACGAAAAAAGAUUGAGUUGCAAGUUUGAAAGAAACUUUAAGGAGAGGUCAAAGACUCCCAAGAAGAGUAUAGUCAGGGACAUGACGAUCAAAAUUGGCGACAGGCUUCGUUCUGCUGCCGGCCUGAUAGUGCAUCAUGGAGAGAACAAGCAAUGUUCCAAGUCCAACAAAUAAUUAUAAAACUACACAACAUUACGUACCCUUGGUAUAAUAAUGUCAUAUGUGAUCAUGCGUCAAAAAAGUUGUCCUUUUGCGAAUGUGGCCUUAUUACCCUUAUAAGGGUGCGAUUUUAACCAAAUAUUACGAAGUAAACCGUAAGUUUAGUUUAAUUUUAAAAUAGAACGAAAGCACUUUAUUAAAAUUCCUUUUGAUUUAAUGAACUUAUUAUUAAACCGAUAAUUUUGUACUUACCUUGUAAAAUUACCUUAAGUAAAUAUAUUGUAACAUCGAUAAUGGUUUCCUUACUUUAUUAGCCACAUACAUUGCUUACAGCAUUGACUUACAUUUAUUUGUAAGUCAAUGGCUUACAGGAAUAUUUUUACAUACGCCCGUGACAAGAUUCCAAAGUCAUUAUGAAAAAUAUAUUGAAAAGGGCACGUUUUUAAACGGUAAAUCGAUGGAUAAUUUAAUCUGUUCUGAGCUAUGCAAAAAAAAUUUAUUUGUAUAAAAUACGUUUAUAAAUAUUUUGGGUUAAAUAUGUUGUGCCUUAAAACUAAGACUAAUGAGCAUUGAAAAUAAAAUUUAGAUAC
Hyposmocoma kahamanoa is the source of this 1651-nucleotide messenger RNA. RefSeq lists its product as uncharacterized. Bases 57 to 1076 code for a protein of 339 amino acids. Lineage: Eukaryota; Metazoa; Arthropoda; Insecta; Lepidoptera; Cosmopterigidae. The record is from RefSeq and is a predicted model, not a curated record. The transcript is spliced from 7 exons.